AAAGGAAACAAACCAACAGUGGGGAACAACAACAAUAUGCUAGAUCAAGACUAGUACUACUGUUGUUUAUUGGUGGAGAUCAUGAAGGGAAAAAUAUUACUGGUCUUUUCCCCACAGCUGACAGAAUAAAAUCUGUCUUUGGAAUCUGAUAUUUUUUCCCUUCUUGUUUUGGAUUCUUCAUUGCAAAUUACACCCACCAACUUGGCUCAUCACUUGAAUAUUUCAUUCUCUUUCUCAUGGCUGGAGUUCUGAGAGAAAAGGGUCUUAGCUACUCAUGCAUUCUCCUCAUAGUGAUUGCUGGUAUGGAGAGAUUUGCAUUCAAAGGAGUGGCAUCAAAUUUAGUGACUUAUCUAACAGAUGUUUUGAAGAUGAGCAACUCAUCUGCAGCCAAGACUGUAAACAGUUGGGGUGGGUUCACAUCAAUGUUGCCACUCCUAAUUGCACCCUUUGCUGACUCUUAUUUGCAUAGAUAUACAACUAUAUUGGCCUCUUCUUUCCUCUACGUUGUGGGGCUAGUGGCGUUGACGUCAUCAGCAUCAGCAUGGGCCUGGUCUCCUGCAAACAGAACAAGGUCAACCACCUUUCUCUUCUGGUCUCUCUGCGUGAUUUCUCUAGGCCAAGGAGGGUACAACUCAUCUCUACAAGCCUUUGGAGCAGAUCAACUUGAUGAAGAAGAGGAAUUGCCUAGCACCAAAGAUGAGCAAAAGUCUAACAUCAAGAGCUCGUUCUUCCAAUGGUGGUAUUUUGGUGUCUGCAGUGGAAGUCUUUUGGGAGUCACGGUCAUGUCCUACAUCCAAGACACUUUUGGUUGGGUUCUCGGAUUUGCUAUUCUCGCCCUGGCAAUGGUUGUAUCAGUUGUUUUUUUCUCGUUUGGAAGUAGGAUUUACAUAUACAAACAGGUUGAAAGUAUGGGAAACAAUAGUAAGCCUAUUGUAAGCAUAAUUCACAGCAUCAAAGCAACUGCAUCAAAGUUACUAAGUUGCAGAAUAGCAUUACCGAAUGUCGACGACAUUGUCGAGCUAGAGCUUGAAGAGAAACCUCUUUGUCGCCAAAACUGGAGUAGCACAGAGGGCUUGGACAAGAAUCCGACAAGUACUAAUUACAUGCUCGAAAACACGAAAGUAGUACUUCGGCUUUUUCCCAUAUGGACAAUGCUCCUAAUGUUUGCUGUGAUCUUCCAACUGCCUACAACCUUCUUUACCAAACAAGGUAUGACAAUGAAGAGAAACAUCGGAAGCAGCUUCCAGAUUCCACCAGCCACACUUCAGAGUGCCAUCACUCUGUCUAUAAUUCUCCUGAUGCCUUUAUAUGACAGAGUUCUGAUCCCAGUCACACGUCUGGUCACCCGAAACGAAAAGGGUAUCAGCGUGAUGCAAAGAAUGGGAACCGGGAUGUGUCUUUCGAUCAUAGCAAUGGUCACAGCAGCAGGUGUGGAAACACAGAGGCUAAAGAUUAGUAGAAAAGCUGAGAUUCAUGGCUCACAUUCAGAGACAGUCCCACUUAGCAUAUUUUGGCUGCUGCCCCAGUACAUCCUUUUAGGCAUUUCUGACAUAUUCACUGUCGUUGGGAUGCAAGAAUUCUUCUAUUCUGAAGUUCCUGUUAGGAUGAGAACAAUGGCUUUUGCUCUAUACAAUAGCGUGUUUGGAGUUGGGAGCUUUCUCAGUGCACUUCUUAUAACUGUUGUGGAAGACUUGACCAAGUCAAAGGGAAAUAAUAGCUGGUUUUCUGAUGACAUGUGUGAAGCUAGGCUAGACAAGUACUACUGGUUUUUGGCCUUGACAAGUGCACUUAGCCUUCUGUUGUAUUCCAUUUUGUGUAGAUUCUACAAAAGUAGAAGGGAUUUAGAAAAUGAACGAAUGUAAAUAAUCUUCUUCUUGUUCUCUCUCUCUGAUAAGAGAUUUUAUUUUCCCCCCUUUGUGAUAAAGAAACAUUGCUUGGUCUGACUGCAGAAAAAGUUGGCUGGUUUUGGGAACUGAAAAGUGAAGAAUAUUCCGUCGACAACAAUAGUGGUCAGCUUGAGACAGAAUACUGUGAUUGCAGAAACCACAUGUUAUUGAGUUCUGUUUACUAAAGCAGUAUAAUUGAGUUGCAAAUAUCUUACCACUGUAAUAA
Molecule: messenger RNA, 2112 nt
Organism: Morus notabilis
Lineage: Eukaryota; Viridiplantae; Streptophyta; Magnoliopsida; Rosales; Moraceae
Product: protein NRT1/ PTR FAMILY 5.9
Exons: 4
Coding region: 237-1862 (541 amino acids)
Biological process (GO): transmembrane transport
Cellular component (GO): membrane
Molecular function (GO): transmembrane transporter activity
Source: RefSeq, a predicted model, not a curated record